AUGGCAGAGCGUUGCUCCCAUGAGCAAGGAGUUGGUAUAGCUGCCCUUAACAAAUUGCUCUACGCUGUUGGAGGACGCGAUGGAAAUACGUACUUGAAAAGCGUUGAGAGGUUCGAUCCCACUACUGAAGCAUGGUCGAGUGACAUAGCUCCAAUGUCCCACAACCGAUCUGCACUUGGCGUUGCCAUGCUUGACGACUUCAUUUAUGCAGUGGGCGGAACGAAUGGCACAGCUCUGAGCGUUGUUGAACGCUAUGAUCCUCGACAAAAUCAGUGGACCAGAAAGGCAUCCAUGGGUACAUGGCGAUGUGCUCUCUCUGUUUCUGUGCUCAAUGGCUGUUUAUACGCAGUUGGAGGAUGGCGUGGAUCACCUCGAAGUACUGUGGAGAGAUUUGACCCACGAGUUGGUAAAUGGGAAUAUCUUCGCACAAUGACAACCUGUCGAGCAUAUUUGGGAUGUGCCGCGUUGGAGGGGCAUUUGUAUGCAGUAGGAGGGCAACAAGGAUCAACAUAUUUGAGUUCAGCUGAAAAAUUUAAUCCCCUCACCAACGAAUGGACCGCAGUGGCUGACAUGAACGAGAAACGAUCUGGUGUAGCUCGGCCGUUUUCAAUGGAAGGCUAUACGCUGUCGUGGGCAUAA
This is a messenger RNA of Ostertagia ostertagi, 639 nucleotides long. NCBI's taxonomy places the organism in Eukaryota, Metazoa, Nematoda, Chromadorea, Rhabditida, Trichostrongylidae. The record is from the annotation of a GenBank genome assembly.